Messenger RNA from Branchiostoma floridae (Florida lancelet), 3048 nucleotides. Its product is annotated as synaptotagmin-7-like. Lineage: Eukaryota; Metazoa; Chordata; Leptocardii; Amphioxiformes; Branchiostomatidae. The record is from RefSeq and is a predicted model, not a curated record. Gene Ontology annotation, cellular component: axon; membrane; synapse. Gene Ontology annotation, molecular function: calcium-dependent phospholipid binding; SNARE binding; calcium ion binding. Gene Ontology annotation, biological process: vesicle fusion; regulation of calcium ion-dependent exocytosis; regulation of dopamine secretion. The coding region runs from base 202 to 1533 and encodes 443 amino acids. The transcript is spliced from 9 exons.
CAACUUGGUCACGACUCAGUUAACCUCUCUGAUAGGCUCUUGUGGUCGGAUCAGGAAAAAUUCCCACCAAAAUGGCAAGCAUGUACUCUCCAAGAAGAAGUUUACCCCAACUCUCCAUCCUUUGAUACGGCUCUGUAAGAUCAGGGGUGAUCAUAGCUUUCCAACAGUGGUUGUUUGAAGGUCAGACAGGAUCUUGCGUUCAUGAGAAGGAUUCUUAGAAAGGUCUUGGCCUCAAAAGGAAAGGGUGAAAUCGACACUUGCUUGCCGUCUUCGCUUGCGGAUGGUACGAUGCUAAGAAUUACUGAAUUCCCACUGCUGCCAUUGGUGGUUGCUGCGGCCAGCGUGGUUACCAUGGUGAUGACCCUUGCCCUCUGCUCGCUGUGCCAGUGGUGCUACCGGCGGGACAGCUACAUGGAACUGGAGCGGGACGAUGAAACGACAGAGAAGGGCGGGGCUUUCCCCCCUUCCAACAUCGUCACCAGAAAAACUAUCAAGUUUGAGCGACCUCCAGGAAAGGCGAUGCUUCGCGGGAACGUCCAGCCGAACGCAGACGGGCACGAGGAGGAAUCAGCGGAAAACGGGACGUCGCUCAAGGUCCAUCCCUUCUCGCUGCACAACCUGUCCGCUUCCUCCAUGCCGUCACUCAGCCUCCGACUCUCUCCCUCAUCCCACGAUGAUGAAGGCAGCGACAGUAACGAGGAAGCCGUGAGCGAGCCGGGAGCUAACCUGGGCAGGAUCCAGUUCAGCAUGUCUUACAACUUUGACACCAUGACUCUGGUGCUGCACAUCAAGAGAGCGGUGGAGCUGCCAGCAAAGGACUUCAGCGGCACAAGCGAUCCCUUUGUGAAAAUCUGCCUCUUGCCUGACAAGAAGAACAAGAUGGAGACCAAAGUCAAGAGACGGAAUCUCAACCCACACUGGAACGAGACCUUCCAGUUUGAAGGUUUUCCGUAUGACAAGCUCCAACACAGAGUGUUGUACCUACAAGUGUUUGACUACGACCGCUUCAGUAGGAAUGAUCCCAUAGGGGAGGUUCAUUUACCACUGUGUGAGGUGGACCUGACAGAGUCUCCCACAUUCUGGAAGGACCUCAGACCAUGCCCCAACUCAAAUGAUAACCUGGGGGAGCUGCUGGUAUCCCUGUGCUACCAGCCCACAGCCCAGCGUAUCACCAUCGUGGUGAUGAAGGCCAGACAUCUCAAGGCUAUGGACAUCACAGGCACAUCAGACCCCUAUGUGAAGAUCUGGCUAGUCUACAGAGAAAAGAAGAUUGAGAAGAAGAAGACGUCUUGUAAGAAGCGCUGCUUGAAUCCCGUCUUUAACGAGUCCUUCAUCUUCGACAUCCCCAUGGACAAGAUGAAGGAAACCAGCUUCAUCAUCUCAGUCAUGGACAAGGACACUCUCAAGAAAAAUGAUGUCAUAGGAAAGGUCUGCCUGGCCCCUCGGAGCGGCCCUCUGGAGACCAAACACUGGAAGGAGAUGAUCUCCAAACCAAGACAACCGGUGGCCAUGUGGCAUGGUCUCAAGAAAUAGGAGCUUUUCUCCCCAACCUAGACUAUGCUAGGCCAUACUAACUGUAUAGAUGCCAUAUAGUAUGUAUAUAUAAGGAGCUACAACUUGUGACCACUGAACUGAGUCAUACUCCCUCUCACAGUCUCUAAAUAUGUUAAUGAAAAUCUCUCACCAAGAAGCUAAUAUGUGCUUUAAACCCCUUGCUUCUACUGGGGGCCUUCCCUUCAGUUCGGUACCUUUUAAAAGCUGUGUAAUACAUAAUACUUGUUAAUUGGGAGAAAUUGGUAUUUUCGUAAAUAAGACGGGUGGAUGGGUAUUUUCAUAUGUCUAGAUGCAAAGUAUUUAUACUGUAAAACUAUUUUGCAGAUGUAUAUUUUGGUAUCUUGUACAUGUAUGUGUGGCCAGGAGAUUAUUAGGACUUUUUUUAUAAAAAACUGAGACACAUUUUGUAAAUUGGUUGCAAUUGGGAAAUAUCUAAGGGAUUCAGACUAUAAUGAUGUUAUGCAUAGUAUAAUUAUAUAACGUAACAUGUUUUCUCCCCUGUGUAAAAAUCAUGACAUUAGAUAAAUUGUGAAUAUAAAAAAAAUAUUGAAUUUGUAAAUUAUUUUGAGGAUAGGAGAAAAUGUGCCAUUUUUAGAUGAAAUCAUAUCUGAAUAUUUCCCACCAGAAAUUUUUGUAUGGAUAAAGAAAUGGGACCAAAGCUAAAACAGCAAAAGAAAUACAGUAAUAAUAUCUUUCAUUGAAAAUGCUCUAUAUAGUCCUUUAUCCUGCUCCUUUCUUGUAAGUACACCUUAGUUUGGGAAUAAUGCUAUCAGUAAAGGAAUUUAGACAAAACUUAUGAUAAAAUUAAUAUUUAAUUAUAAUUAGUAAAAUUACCUUUUCAGUAAGGAAUUGAGAAAAUUCUGUAACAUGUACAUGUAUGUAGGUCUACACCAAGUGUAGCUGUGAAUGGAAUAUCAUCCUUAACUCUGAAAGCAAACUUUUUUACUGUAAUUUUCGAUUUCUGUAUCAUGCGAUGUCUUAUACUUAAAUGUUGUCUUUGUGCCACAAGAUAUGUACUUUGAACAAGAAAACCCAAACUAACUUCUCCAAAUAUCACUAUGGCUAAGCUUCCAUGUUUAUAUAAUAUGCACAUUCACAACUUAUUUUAUAUGUGGUACCUACGUUUGCUGUUAGAUGUUUAAUAAUAUGUAAAACAUUUAUAAAUUUCUCUACCACUGCGACAUUACUGGACUGUCUUUUUGAUAAGAACAUAAAGUCGUGUGUAUGGAAACAGGCAGGGGAAAUAUUUUCUUUAAAGAAACUUAAGAAGUUAAAGUCAAGAAGGUGUGUAGUGUGUUAAGAAUAAUCUCAGAGAAAAGUGAACCUAUCUUGUACAAAUUAAAUGUAUUUAUUUUGUGAAGUAGAUACCUGGUGGGAGCUGUAACAGUGUUGUUUGACUAUUUAAAUUUCUAUAUGUUAGGUGUUGACUAGACGUCUGAAGACUUUUGAUAAAAAAUGUGUUUGUACAGAAAUAAACGGACUAACUGUUGUAUA